AUAAAGCAUGAGUAGCGAGAGUGACUGAUCACGGAUGUUGAGUUCCUGUAACACACGCUGCACUGUGCGAUUUCGUUGGAAAAAUAAUCAUUCAAUUUCAUUUGUCGAGGUUCCGUGCAUGUUUACGGCCGUGUGUAGGUGCUGAGCAUCUUGACCAUGAAAGUUUGUUUAUUUUGGCCCGCUGCUGCGCUUUGUUGGCUGGCUGACAAUGCGCUGCGCGUGUGAGUGACGGGAGAGCAAACCGGUUUGGCCUGCGCUAAUCGCCAGCACCAAGCAUCUCCGAUAUCCACAUGUUUUUCCGUUGAUCACGUUGGCGACAGUGUAGCCGUCUUGCAGAUCGGGUUGGCCGUCGCAUGAUCACCGAUUCGCAGGUGUCGCGGAGGGAGAAAUCAAUCGCACUGCAUAGUGCAUAGUACUGCAUACCUCGCUGCAUUCUCGACGCGCCUGAGCAGCCUAACCAAACGACAGCCAGUGUUUGCUCUGUCCACACUCUACUCUACGGACAGUGACUGUCAUGUCUUGGAAAAUUGCUGGAUCGUGUCCUUCGUGAUUCCCGACUGAUCUGAACCAUGGCUUCCUCCUCCCCCCAGACCCCCCUCACCCGCCGCGCCCCCACGGGGACGCUGAUCACGGAUGUGGGCCAGAGCACUUUCUACGCCAAGGAGAAUCCCAGUCGAUCGGUGUCGGUGCGUCUGCGCCCCCCGCGGGGCACCCCCACCAGCAGCAGCCUGUCUUCCUCGUGCAGCGUGGACGGGACGCUGCGGCAACACGCCAGCCUCCCUCGGGACGGCAGACGCUUCUUAUCAUCAGCCGCGAGCGACUCGCGCUUCCCGCGCUUACAGGACUGCGCGCACUUCCACUAUGAACGCGUCGGGCUCAGUCGACUGCAGGUCUCGUUAUACCAAGGCGCCACAGCAUCGCUGGUCUCCUCCACCGAGUGCUGCCUGUCCGACGACAACAAGUGUCUGGCCAACAACAGUUCCGACGCGACAUCAUCCGCGCUGCGCUGGGCCUCCCGCGCGGUAUACCACGGCGUGGACGAGGCAUCGGGGGAGUUGUUCUUCACGCUAAGCGUCAGCUGCAACGCCAAACACUGGCUGAUCCGCCGCUCCUGGCCGCAUUUGCUUAAAUUCGACAAGCAACUGCACACCUGCUGCUACGACCGCGGAUUCAGCCAACUGACGCCUCUGACCAGUCUGGGCGCCGGCCGACCGGAUGGCGGACGGGAAACUAUCGAGGCUCUGAAGGGUCCGCUCAGUGCGUAUCUGGCCCGCUUCUCCCAGAUUGCCGGCAAUCUCAUCAACUGCGCUCCGGUCCUUAGCUGGUUGGAAUUAGACAACCGGGGCUUCCAUCUGGUGGCCUGCGCCUCGGACGGCUCGGCCAUCAACACGCCGGCCGUGGCGGCCGUCCACGUGGUGAAGCGCUACGUGCCGCAGCUGGACGACGAACUGGCGCUGGAGGUGGGCGACAUGAUCUCGGUGAUCGACAUGCCGGCCGGCGAGGAGUCCAUGUGGUGGCGCGGCAAGAAGGAGCUGGAGGUCGGCUUCUUCCCCGGCGACUGCGUCCAGCUCAUCUCGCGCGACAAAAUCCCCCACGGCACGCCCGACGCACGGCGCUGCAUCACGUCUCUCAGCCAUGAACAGCUGCCAGUAUUGCGGAAACAGAGCAAAUUUGCCAGUUUCUUCCGUUCCUUCCUCUCCAACCGCCCCACCCGCCGCCGCCUGAAGGAGUCCGGUAUUUUACGCGAGCGUAUUUUCGGCUGUGACCUCGGCGAAUAUCUCAUGAACGCCAGCAGUGGUGGCGCCGAGGGUGUCGGCCUAAAAGUGCCGGCCGUCUUAAUCCACUGCGCGGCCUUCAUCGAGCAGUACGGCAUCAUCGACGGGAUCUACCGUCUGUCCGGCAUCCAGUCCAACAUCCAUCGUCUGCGCCAGGAGUUCGACGCCGACCACGUGCCGGACCUGGCCAACAGCGAGCUGUACAUGCAGGACAUCCACUCGGUGGCCUCCGUCCUCAAGCUCUACUUCCGCGAACUGCCCAACCCCUUACUCACGCACCAGCUGUACGAGCAGUUCGUCGAGGCGGUGCAGGCCGCCGAGGAGCUGCGUUUACUGAAGAUACACGAUGUCGUUAGCCGGCUGCCGCCGCCGCACUACCGCACGCUCGAGUAUUUGAUGCGCCAUCUAGCGCGCAUCGCUUCCGCCGCGGGCAGAACUGGGAUGACCUCGAAAAAUUUGGCGAUUGUCUGGGCGCCCAAUCUUCUCCGAUCGUCGGAAUCGGAGUCGAGUCUGGACGCGUUGAAGGGCGUGAGCGUGUGCGCCAUCGCGGUGGAGUACCUGGUGAACUACGCCGAGCUGAUUUUCAGCAGCCAGAUGCAGACGCCGGCGCUGCUCAGUCGUUCCGGCAUGAGCGGGCUGAGUGGCCGGCCCAAGUCGCUGGCCGUGUCCAACCCCGCCAAACUCCUCACGCUCGACCAGGCCCGCAGCGUCACCCGCGCCAACCCCUCCGAGGCGCUGCCCGCCUUCGUCGAGGUCGGCGCCGGUCCGCACAACCUUCCCCAAUUCCACACCGUCAUCGAGCUGCCCAAAUCACGUGGGAAACGGCGCAGUCGCAGCGUCAAGGACCGUAAGACCUCCUUAACGUGGCGCAGCAUCCUGCCCGGGCAGCGCAGCCAGCGCAAACAAGUGUGCAGCGACCGCUUCCUUCCGCUGUCCUUACACUCGCCCCCCGGGGCCUCCCAACUAGACUCCCGAUUGUCCAGCAGCCGCUCCGUGGAGUCCGUCUUCCAGGUGGCCCGCAGCGCCCCCGACCCGCUCCUCCUGCACUCCACCCUCCCCGAGGAGCCCGUCUCGGCCCCCGUGCACCCGCCCCUCACCCGCUCGCACUCCAGCCCCGUCAGCCACAGCCGCUCCGUCUCCCACGAGUCCUACUUCGUCCGCAGCGGCUCCCUGGGCUUGACGCGGCCCCGCCGCAUCAUCGACGUGGUGCGGACGGUGCGGUAUGAUCAGUGCGAGGGCGGACUGCUGGUCAAGCUGUCGUUUGAUGAGGCCGUGGAGAACGCCAUGCAGGUGGAGGCCGGGAUACUGAAUGAGACGCUGGUGGCGCCCGCGACCCCGGUGGAGGUCCGCGCGGAGGUCGUGGAGCCCGUGCCGGUGCGGCAAGCGGCGCGGGUGACGUCGAAGCGGCCGUACCGCGCCCUGUCGCCGCUGGUGCUGCGCCGGCAUCGCAGCUGGGUGGCCGAGGAGUCCAAGCAGGAGAAGACGGCGAAGGGACGCUUUGUGAAGGCCACGACGUUCCCGCGGCAGACUAGCGGGAUCAAACGGUGUUUGAGCGCCUCCCCUAAGACUGGUCGACGCGUGGAGGUGGAUCGCGACGCGGUCUCGCUGGUGCUGGGCAAACGCGCCUCCGACUCCUGUAGUUCAUCGUCGUCAUCCGGACGGAAAUCCUUCCGCCGCAGCGCCGCGGAAGAGGACGCGGACAGUCUCGUGGUUGUGGCAGCGGAAGCGCCAGUGUCCGUCGUCGUGGCGGUGGUGCACCACCAAGAGCAGCAGCAGGAACAGCAGGACAUCGAGGAGGCGUGCCAAGCCAUCUGUGAUUCAUUCCCCGGCCAAAUGGACGCCGAGACGACGGUUACCCCCAGUGCGCCGUAUCUGGAGGAUGUCGAGGACGCAGCGGAUGUGGCCACCACCCCCGAGAUCGCCGCCACCUUCGUCUGGCUCGACAACGCCGAAUGCUCGUCGCUGUCGUCGGCGUCCAGCUCGUCGUCGCUGAAUUUACUCGAUGCGGAAGACGCGGAUAGUAAAACAGAAGGGGAAGAAGAGAGUGUUGUCCCGACGCCGUCGCUGUUCUUGUUCGGACUGCCCAGUCGGCCGGAACUGUGUCGCACGGCGUCCGUUCCCGUGGGGAACGGCGCGGACGAGGCCACCGCGUCCGAGCCGGUCAGUGUGAAGCGUCACAGCUAUUUCUUCGGUCAGAGCGACGCGGACUGGGUGAAAACUGAUUCCGCGGAGGAGAAACAAGCCGAGCAGCGGAUUUUGGAGGCGGAGGAAGUGCGCGCGUCCUAUCUGUUUUCCCAACCUAUUGCUGAUCUGGGUGCGUCUUCUAGCCGCGUUUACACGCCGGUGGCGGCGUCCAGCUUGGCUGAGACGCUGGAGGAGAUCGCCAAACAGCUGCCCAGUCUCCAGCCGCUCCCGGACACCGAAAUUCCCGAAAUGGAUGACAAAACGCAUCGUGAAGUGGAAAAUGAAGCGGCGGAGGUCAGCAGCAACAUACAGGCCGACGGGUACCGCUGGAUGGACAGCUCCAGCGAGUCCCUGGCCGCGCCGACGUCGGACACCGACGCGGCGCUCGAGCCGACCGCGGAGCCGCGUAGUGACGGGAAAACCGGUGAAGAAACGACGGAGAACGUCCCGGACACCCCGUGCAGCGUCCGCGCGCUGCGCUGCCGUUUCGAGGCCGACCGGAAGCCGGAGCCGGUGCCCAAAGCGCCCACCGGCGUCACCCUGGUGCGCAGUCCGACGCGGGAGUCGCUGAAGAGCAAGCUGGACGCGUUGAGCGACGUGUACUCGUCCGAAUCGACGGAGGCGGACGAGCCCGUCGCCUGGCAUGCCCCGCUGCCGUUCAGCCGGAAGUGGAGCGUCCCCGCGCCGGUGCCUAUCAAGUCAGAGGGCUCCACGGGGUUCCGCUGGCCGCCGGAGCGCGAGGAACCCAAAGAAGAGAAGGAGCGGAAGGAGGACGGCAAGGAGAACAGCGACACCGUCAGUCUGUCGGAGGAGGGCGGGACCGGCGCCGGAAGUGGCGGGAGGAAGGGGAAGAAGGUCAGCCAGAUGUGCCAGAUCUUCCAGACCCCCGAGGCGGUCGCCGCCCCGUCGCGGGGUGGUACGUUGACCGCCCGCGGGACGUCCGGGCGCGCAGCGUUGAGCAGCAGCUCGGUGCGGUUGUUGCCGCAGUAUUACUCGUCCGUUUAGCGCGUUGAACGGAAUAACGCGCGUUGAAUCGUUGAACGGUUUAGCGCGUUGAACGGAACGGUUGUUUAGCGCGUUUGAGCGGAAUGGUGAGGAGAUUUCGGCGAGGGCGUUCCCGAUGGAUUUCGACAGGAAGGGAGGUUAACCGUUGGAAUGAUUGACAUUUUUUUCCUCGUUUUACGCCGACUUUUACUGGUUUCAGUAGCGUUAACUGCUUCUUCCAGCUAGCCUUCUUUAGUUUUGUUUUUCCUCUGUGAUUUUGACAUCUCUGCGCGCCUUUUUUUGCGUUUAUUCUCUCACCGCGUUCGCGUCGUCCCGAUGGUUGGUGGUACACUUGUACGUACUCGGAAUGGAUAGAAUGGAAUACUCGUAGAAUCCUAACGAAAUAAUUAUUGAUUUCUACUGUA
Paramacrobiotus metropolitanus is the source of this 5368-nucleotide messenger RNA. RefSeq lists its product as uncharacterized. Lineage: Eukaryota; Metazoa; Tardigrada; Eutardigrada; Parachela; Macrobiotidae. Gene Ontology annotation, biological process: small GTPase-mediated signal transduction. Gene Ontology annotation, molecular function: GTPase activator activity; protein binding. The record is from RefSeq and is a predicted model, not a curated record.